GAGAGUACGCCUGUCCGCGCAGUGUUCCGCCCUCAUGAACUUCUGGAGAUAGGAACCCCGCUGCAAACCUAGGCUGCUUCAUACCGCUUCGGUCUCCGGCCAUCUUCUCGCCUCUUGUUUUUUAGAGGGUCGUUAAGGAAUUAAUGAUCCGAAGGCACCACCGUACCUCUCCAUCAAUUAAUUCGGCGUUUACAGUACAUGCUUUACACCUGGACUUCCAUUGCGUGUGGAGAGCUCGCACUUUCUUUUGUCAUAUUUACUUUUCUCGAGGAUACUACCUGUACCCCUACUGAUGGUAAGCCCCGCUCAACUUCAUAUCUGUGGCAUGUUCGAAUGCGAUUAAAUUGACAUAACAAUAUAGCCUAUAAAAUUACGGUCAACUCUAUCCACGUAGCCUACAAGAUUAGCCUACAAAGUUGCAGUAGAAGGCUCAGAUGGGCUACAUUUAUAUUUUGUUAUAAAUAAAUGUAAAUGAUUGAAAUAGCAUAAUUGAGAAUAUUAGCCUAUCAACACAGUCUCAUGUUCGUGAUACUGAACAUUAAAUGUAUCCCAUUGCAUUUAAUCCGAUUACUGGAGAUACUUCAUUAAAAUAAUUUGACCCGAAGUGAAAUACAUUGAUUACCGUAUAUCCUGACGCACGCUAGGACAAUGGUGCCAGAACGUGUUAAACAGUGAACAACGAAUAAGGUCAUUUUCUGCUAAAGAAUGUUACGAAGACUUACUUUUGGAGUUUUUAACUGUUGCAACUUGCAUAAAUAGAUUAUGAUGUUGUUGUUGUUUUUUUUAUAAAUUGGCACUGGGUUAGACACCUGCACGAACAGUAUUGUGCGCGUAUUUCCUAUUUGGUAACCGUUUGGAAUGGCUACACUCACGUUUUCAUCAAAACAUUUAUCUCCAGGUUGUUACUGAUUUGUCAGAUUUUGGACUUAGUCCAUAUAUAGGCCUAUAGUCGAAGCCUACUUUCAUUGAUUAGACACCCCUGGACAAAGAGACACUGGUCUUCCAUGCGUAAAUUUAGCUAUGCUACACAGUUCAAUUAGGCUAUUUUAGAUUUCUCAAAUGCCAAAGCCUAUUUGUUAAAUUUUUUAAUGAUAAUUUCGAUACCCAAUUGUGAUUUAAGAACAAAUGCCUGGAUUUAAAAACGUAAUGGAAACAACAAUCUCCAACGUGUUAUGAGAAUAAAUAAUGUAGGACCAUUGUUUAUCUCUACCGCUACUACAAACAAAUGGCUUACAUACACAAAUGAAUCAAGAUCCAUGUAGCCUAUCGAAUUUAGACGUUUGUGUAGAAAAUCUCAUUAAUACAAUGAGGGACAGUAGGUUUACCGUAAAUAUUUACAGGCCUACGGACUCAAUCUGGCCUCCUGCAGCCAUUUACACUAGCCUAUUCCAAAUUGUUAAAUCAUUACAUUACUCAUUUGUUUGAAUUGAUGACUAAUGACUCCAACAGAAUUCCACAGUUUACAGCAAGUUCAUUCUAAGAGAGCAUUUGGGCAUGAAGCUGACAGUAAGAGUAAACGUAUCUGUUCUUAAUUUUGCUUGCUAAGUACAAACAGACCGAUGCUUAGGCCUAUAAUUUAGAAAGAAGAACAAGAAACAGCAAAGGGGAAAAAAGGGAUGAAAACAUAUUUUUUUAUCAUUAGCGGUUAUAGUUUUAUCAUUCAACAAUAACUACGAACCUGCAUUGGCGCAUGCUUCAAUAACUUUGCUUUCACAUCAAACUGUUGCUUGGCCCUGAAGAUAUGGCCAUUCACUUUUAUUAUAACUUCAAUUGGGAAAAACACUAAAUAAUGUAUAAUUAACUGAUAAGAAGGUUAAAAUAUAAAAUACGAGUUUGACAGAUAAUAGAUCAACUGAUAAUUAUUGACUAUGUUUGGAGACAUAACUGGAAACAUCCAUUUGUAGUCUUAGAACUGUCUUCAAAAGCAUGUUGCUGCUGUUCCUGUACACUACUUAUUGUCAGAAAUAAGUAGAGCUAUCAUGCUUUACCUUUAACCAAGUAUAUGCCUACCCAUAGAGUGUACCUUGCUUUUUUAAAAUGAAUACAAAAUGUCCACUGUAUGAAAAAGAAACAUGGAAUAUGAAUGCUUCUGUGAACUUAAUACCCCCCCCCCCCCCCCCCCCCCCCCAUCCCUGUCAAAUUCCUCAGGAAACACAUCUAAAGGGCCAUGUGCAUAGUCUGAUCACAUUAUCUCUGGUUAGAGAGAGGGAGGGAGAGAAAAAGAGGGAGGGGAGAGAGGUUGGGGGGGGGGGGGGGGGGGGGGGGGGCACAGAGAGAAUGAGGGAGAGGAGUCAAAUAAAGGCCUAGGGAGGAGGACUAGCCCAAACCAGAGGAAGCAAACUGCCCAGGCCUAAUUGCACCCUGGGCUACAGUACAUUCAUUGCAAAAUGUGGCGCUGUCUCUCGUUUAGUCCAAAACUCAGACUUUGAAUUUUACACUUUCUCCCUAACUGUCCCUCUCCCCUACUUUAGGCCUGCCUCACAGCUGGUGAGCUGAAUAACCCCAAACAAUAAAAGUGUUCAAACAUAUUGUUAUUUAUCCUUUUAGACACCCUCUUAUACAGCGGUUAUUACAAUAUAAGAGCAGAAUGAGGAAGAAAUGUGAUGAGCAUCAUUGUUGGUUACAUCCCUAUAUGUUCUUUAGAACAGCUACCACAGUCAUUUUAUUUUACAUUUGACUCAUUUAGCAGACACUCUUAUCCAGAGUGACUUACAUGAGCAAUUGGGGUUAAGUGUCUUGCUCAGGGGCACAUCAACAGAUUUUUCACCUAGUCGGCUCAGGGAUUGGAACCAGCAACCUUUCGGUUACUGGCCCAACGCCCUUAACCGCUAGGCUACCUGCCGUAGGUCAUCAACAUACUUGGUGAAUCCAUCAACUUAAUAAGUGGCUCUGUAAUAUAAGUUCUGUAGUCACUGUUUUGUUUUUAGCGGUCUGAUUCGCUGUAAUCAUGGGAGAGGCCACUUGGCACAAUGAGCGUUUGUUGUCAGAGAUGCACACACACGUUAUCCCUCCACCCCAUGGGUAAUAGAGCUGAUCAUUUUCAGAACCCUACUGCCUCUUCGCCAUGGUUCUCACGGACUGGUAGACACACACACACACACCAGUCAGUACUCACACAACACAGGACCUUGUGUCACGACCAAGAACACAAGGUCACACAAAGGUCAAUGUCUAAUUUUGUUACAAAAAAAGUUUAAAGAUUUCCUUGAUUACAUGUACAGUGAGCCAUGGAGGGAAAAAAGAUAAACACUGAGAUAUGAACCCAGACACACACACACACACACACACACACACAGUGAGUGUACACAUAAUGUUCUUGUUAAUGUGCAUCUUUGCUGUUGUAAUGCUUGGUCCAGUUCCAGUAGAAUGGGCUCCAAACCGAUGACGAAAUGCUCACGGAGUUGCUCUCACCCAUUGAGUUGAAGCGUCUGCUCUGUGGCACUGUUGUUUUCCCAGGCCCUAUUUUACAAACACUCGUUAAUUUUAUUAGUGUGAUUCAGUAAUGUGUGUUUAAGCAAGAGAUUCAUUAAGGCCAAGUCCCUCUUGUUGUGAUGUCAUAGAUCCACAGAAUGGGCGUAAACCAUCUACAGGACAGAACACUGUGUAUAGAGGGAUUGGAGAGAAUUGUCUCAGUUCUAGAACUGCUUUGCUGUGACAGUCUGGUGUGAAUUGUAUUGGAUAACAAGAUUCUUGUUGUUAAUAUACUGCAGUGGUGAAUUCUUGUGAAGUCUGGCUGGUCUGGAAAAACAAGGUUCUAUUCAAUUCAAUAGAUCUUUAUCGUCCCCGAAGGGCUACUUGUGUGCAGCGUAAAAAUACAUGUACAUAAAAACAUUCACACAGCCAAUUAUGCUUUUGAUCAGGUUUGAAAACAAACCUCCAGGUGCAACAGACUCAUAUCACACAGGUUUGAGACUACAGUAUAGAAAUGCAGUGAUCUUCUUUGAGACAGGUCCUCUGUAGCUCAGCUGGUAGAGCACGGCGCUUGUAACGCCAAGGUAGUGGGUUCGAUCCCUGGGACCACACGUACACAAAAAAAAUUAUGCACGCAUGACUGUAAGUCGCUUUGGAUAAAAGCGUCUGCUAAAUGCCAUAUUAUAUUAUUAUAAAGAUAGUGUGUAAGUACAUACAGUAUGUCUAACUUACACUAUAGUAGGCAGGACAGGAGGACAGCAUAUAGAAAAGCAUUAGUACUUGUCUGAGUCCAUGGUGGUUGGCCUUGGGCCUAUUGAUGCCAAUGUGGUCAAAUAGCAGAGCAGUAGGCCUGUCAUCAGCGGCUCCACAGAUCUCAGUGCAACUGAAGGAAGGAGGGUGGGAGGACGUGGGGUGGGGGGGAGAAGAGGGUCUCUUCUUGAUGGGUGCACUUAGAUGGGUGUUCACACAGGUCGGGGGGUUGCUCUUUAAGUUUCUAGAUCAAGCGGUUUUGGCCUCCUUUGUUGAGGCCAUUGGGAUGCAGAUUAAUCCACUACUAAUCAAUACAGAGCAAUCAUGAACCAUCUGAUAGCUGGCCUUAAUGAGGAGGGAGGACAAGAGAGGGUCCAUCUACUCUGCCUGUCUGUUUUGCAUAGACACGGCAGUGUUUAUGUAAAUGUAUGCUCUCUACAAUGACUUGGUCCUACUACCUCAACGAAAAAGCAAGACAAUUUUGUUUUUCAAUUGACAGACGAAUUGCUUAUGAAGUGUAGAUGGAUGUUGUGGCUUGAUCUCUUGAAAAAUAUGUCUGCUAAAGUCUGAAGAUUUUGGAGUAAAACAUUUGAAAAUAAUAUUGUUACAUUAAAUGUUUUUGCUGUUUAAUUUUCUGUCCUAUUUAAUGUGUGGUGUCUGAAAAGGCAUCAAACUUCUGUGAACUGCUCUUAGUCGGUUUCCCUGCUCUGACUUGCCAGUUACAGAAAAGAGAACAUUAGCGUAACCUUUUACCCCACUUGUCUAUGUGAAAAUCCUUAAAGAGAGACUGGGUUACACACACACUCACACAUACAAACAUGUUAAGUCAAAGCCAGAAGUAUUUUCCUCUACGCUGGCUAGACUACAAUGACUACAAUGUCCUUUUUCUCUUCUGUGAAUUUCAGGAACAGGGUCACUCCAACGCUCUCAAGCAGCCCCCCAGCACCACAUAACAUUUCCUUGAGGAACGCGUCCAUUGCUGGCUCCCAACAAACAUGGACUGUUUUCCCAUGCUUUAUUUUCUGUCGGUAAGUGGACCACGCUAAUUCAAUUUAUGCCAUGUGACACCAUUGCCACAGCUUUCUGCAUUUCUCCCUUAACUUUUCUCAGAACAUUGAUUUGAGGUUGGUCAUAUUUUAAUGUUAAAUAACUCGAUGGCACUACUGAAAAGGGAAAGCGUCUAGUCUGACUUUUACAGAGAAAAUGUUGGUGGAAUGUGCGGCACAUGGUCCUUUCAUUGACUCCUUGGUCGGGUCAGACUUAUGAGGGACUCGGCUACUUAACGAGUUAAGAAUUUGCUUUGACCCCAGGGCUGUUUCUCCUAUGUGUCUAAUCAUAGUGGAGGAGAGAGAGAGAGAGAGAGGGUAAAAAGAAUGGCCCCAAGAUUCCAUUCAAAAAUCUGUGUUUUUAAACCAGCUGUUUACUCUUGGAGGAUGUCGCCAGAGAUAAACUGCAUAGGGAGGAUAUCUGAUCGGAGGCCAUUUCACUGUAAACAAGCCAGACAGGUAAAUUAUAACCAAUUAGAGGACAUUUACAGUGAGAACAUUAGUGAAGGGUCCUACAGGGUGGAGGUUAUGUUAGAAAAAUAAGGAGAUAUAGGAAGGGUAGACAAAUGUUGAAUGUCACAUAACAGAGGUCUCUCUCUUUCUUUCUAUUCACUCUCUCUCACACACUUCCUGUCUUCUUUUAAACACCCUACCUCUACCAACCACGUACUGUGGCUUGCGAAAUUAUUCACCCCCCUUGGCAUUUUUCCUAUUUUGUUGCCUUACAACCUGGAAUUAAAAUGGAUUUUUGGGGGGUUUGUAUCAUUUGAUUUACACAACAUGCCUACCCCCCCCAAAGUCAAUACUUUGUAGAGCCACCUUUUGCAGCAAUUACAGCUGCAAGUCUCUUGGGGUAUGUCUCUAUGAGCUUGGAACAUCUAGCCACUGGGAUUUUUGCCCAUUCUUCAAGGCAAAACUGCUCCAGCUCCUUCAAGUUGAAUGGGUUCCACUGGUGUACAGCAAUCUUUAAGUCAUACCACUGAUUCUCAAUUGGAUUGAUGUCUGGGCUUUGACUAGGCCAUUCCAAGACAUUUAAAUGUUUCCCCUUAAACCACUCAAGUGUUGCUUUAGCAGUAUGCUUAGGGUCAUUGUCCUGCUGGAAGGUGAACCUCCAUCCCAGUCUCAAAUAUCUGGAAGACUGAAACAGGUUUCCCUCAAGAAUUUCCAUGUAUUUAGCGCUAUCCAUCAUUCCUUCAAUUCUGACCAGUUUCCCAGUCCCUGCCGAUGAAAAACAUCCCCACAGCAUGAUGCUGCUACCACCAUGCUUCACUGUGGGGUUGGUGUUCUCGGGGUGAUAAGAGGUGUUGGGUUUGCGCCAGACAUAGCAUUUUCCUUGAUGGCCAAAAAGCUCAAUUUUAGUCUCAUCUGAACAGAGUACCUUCUUCCAUAUGUUUGGGGAGUCUCCCACAUGCCUGUUGGCAAACACCAAACAUGUUUGCUUAUUUUCUUCUUUAAGCAAUGGCUUUUUUCUGGCCACUCUUCUGUAAAGCCCAGCUCUGUGGAGUGUACCGCUUAAAGAGGUCCUAUGGACAGAUACUCCAAUCUUUGCAGCUCCUUCAGGGUUAUCUUUGGUGUCUUUGUUGCCUCUCUGAUUAAUGCCCUCCUUGCCUGGUCCGUGAGUUUUGGUGGGCGGCCCUCUCUUGGCAGGUUUGUUGUGGUGCCAUAUUCUUUCCAUUUUGUAAUAAUGGAUUUAAUGGUGCUCCGUGGGAUGUUCAAAGUUUCAGAUAUUUUUUUAUAACCCAACCCUGAUCUGUACUUCUCCACAACUUUGUCCCUGACCUGUUUGGAGAGCUCCUUGGUCUUCAUGGUGCCGCUUGCUUGGUGGUGUCCCUUGCUUAGUGGUGUUGCAGACUCUGGGGCCUUUCAGAACAGGUGUAUAUAUACUGAGAUCAUGUGACAGAUCAUGUGACACUUAGAUUGCACACAGGUGGACUUUAUUUAACUAAUUAUGUGACUUCUGAAGGUAAUUGGUUGCACCAGAUCUUAUUUAGGGGCUCCAAGGCAAAGGGCGUGAAUACAUAUGCACGCACCACUUUUUCGUUAUUUAUUUUUUAUAAUAUUUUAAUAAGUUAAAUAAUAAGUUAUUUUUUUCAUUUCACUUCACCAAUUUGGACUAUUUUGUGUAUGUCCAUUACAUGAAAUCCAAAUAAAAAUCCAUUUAAAUUACAGGUUGUAAUGCAACAAAAUAGGAAAAACACCAAGGGGGAUGAUUACUUUUGCAAGGCACUGUAUUUAUUUUAGCUCUGUCUUUGCCUUCCCAGAGACAUCAUGAUUCCUGGUAAUCGAAUGCUGAUGGUCAUUUUAUUAUGCCAAGUCCUGCUGGGAGAGAGCAUCCAUGCUAGUCUGAUACCUGAGGAAGGGAAGAAGAAAGCCCCGGGCCUGCAGAGUCGGACGGCUGGUCAGAGCCAUGAACUGCUGCGGGACUUUGAGGCCACGCUGCUGCACAUGUUUGGGCUGCAGAGGCGACCGCGGCCCAGCCGCUCGGCCACCGUGCCACGCUACAUGCUGGACCUCUACCGACUGCAGUCGGGUGAGGCCGAGGAGGCCGGUGCUCAUGACGCCGCCUUCGAGUACCCCGAGAGGUCGGCUAGCCGCGCCAACACCGUGAGGGGCUUCCACCAUGAAGGUAAAGAGAGAGCGAGUGAGUGGGUAAAUGUCUGUCUGUCUGUACAGAGGACCACAUUGGUAAUAACUGUUGUGCAAUACCUUAAUGCCUUAUCCUCAGACCCAGGGCUAUGCCCCAAAUCUAAUCAAUAUAUUGAUCAGAAAGAGAGAUAUGCAUGGAUUAUGAGUACAUGUGGAUAUCCAGAGGUGAUAUAACCUUCUCUCUGGUAAGUAUGGGAAAAGUGCAUAUUUCAUGGAGCGUACAGUUACAGUGCAUGUCUAUAACAUAUGCCCCAUUAUAGAAUCCAUGUACAGAGCUCUAUAUAGAAAAUAUACAGUAAGUCAAGGUAAUUGGCCAACCAGCACCUGAAACAGCAAAUGGUUUGGAAUGCACUGCCUUCCCUAAAAAAAAUAUUGAACCAUUUUUAUUUUCUGGACAUCAACAGUCCAUCCCCAUUUAAUAACAUUCCAAUAGUGAUGGCAGCAACACAUAUCUCCCACCACGUAUUUUAUUAGCCUGGGUGUGGACCCGUAAGCAAAGAAUCCCCAUCUCUCAUCAAAAACAAUAAUGGGAAAAUGCUACAUUUCCUACACCACUUAAACAUAAAUAUAAGACAUCCCCUCCCACCUUCAACAUAAACUAUGAAAUCUAAGGAUGUGGUCACAAAAUGGUGGCCAAAGAGGGGGCAAGAAUUCAGUCAGACAAUUUCCCCUCCUCCUGAGAGAAUCUGCGGUCCGACAAAGCCAGCUGCGUGUUUGGUUAGCAGCUCAAGGAAAAGCAUACCUUAAUAUUAUUGAGUUACACUUCUCACCCCACCCAGCACAAGGGCUUAAAAAAGCCUUUGGCCAGCAGUAGUGUGCCUCUCUCUCUCAUGUCUCCAGUUAAGAUGGAGCUAGGGCCCUUUAAGAGGGACCUUCCUCAACAAGCAAUUAUCUUUAACGCUACUCUGCAGCCUUCUAAAUAAAGUCCCUCCUGCCAACAAUGUGGGCACUGGGAGCAGAGCAGACAGACUGUAGAACUCUGCAGAGCUGGAGUGCAGACUCUCUAACUUAACUUUUAACGAUAAGAAAAUAUCAUACAAUUCCACGUCAAUUCACAAUGCAGAAUAAUGGUCCUAUUACGUACUGUAUGUAUGACUGCUAGGCCCAGGCAAUUAAGUUAUAUCUACCACAAUUAUAUGCCCGUGAAAGCGCCUCGGCUACAGCAUGUUUGUUUCUCUGUAAGGGUACACUACUGCUUUUUAAAUGCAGACACGAAAUCCUCUCUGAAGUGGGACUAACGUCCAUCACUAUGCGACCAGAACUGUCAAUCAAAUAAUCUCGUGCUGCCUGCUCGCAGACCACUCUCUCUUAAAAAAGUACUUUAAAGUUUGUUAAAUACCGUGACUUACCAAGACAUUUAGUAGAAAUAAAACACAUCUUCUGCUAGUAAUCGACUCCUAAGCUUCAGUAUUUUUGGAACGGGGGAGACUGAUUAGUUGCCGUACUUCCGGGAACACAAACACUCACAUUUUUCAUAGAGAGCUAGCAAAGGACAGAGAGAGAGGGGAGGGGCACAAUAUAGGCAGGUCGGCCACCAGGCAGAUGGAGUCAGAACCGUGCACUAGCCCUAUCUAUCGGCAAUCCAAAGCUGUAUCUCACAAAUGAAAUGCUAUAUUUGGACAUUUCUUGGCUUGCGAUGUCUCGCAACUUCAGUAAAGCAGGGCCUAUCAUCAAUGAAUAGGCUAGGAUAUUCUACACACAACAGACCGAAGACUGAACACACUCUUGCAUCAUUAGCGAAGAGAAAGAGCAGGUGAGCCACCUGCACUGUGAUUAAAAUUUUGUUGAGGAUUUUUCUUAUUUAUUUUUUUUAAGUUAAAGAUCCCAGUUUCAUUUUAACGUUUAAAUGUUCACACCCCUACAUGGUAGUCCUUGGUUAUCCAUAGUUUGUGUAAGAGAGAUACGUUAGCAUGGAUGCUAAAUGUAUACUGAGAACUAUACAAGAUGUAAGUGUAAUAUGGAUAGCCCAGUCAGAAAUAACCGUUUUAUAACAGAGAGGUAAACAUGUAGGCUAUUUAUGUGCAGUAAGAACCUUCCCAUAACAUAUGUGGCUAAAGUAUGUGCUCUAAAUCAGAUAUUUGUCUUGUGUAAUCCAGAGAUCAUACACAGUGUGACAGUAGUGUAUUAUAGUGGAUGGAGGGCUGGACGAACAGGCAGAGCUGAAGGGCUGAAGAAGAACAUGUCUUCCCUCGGGGGAGUAGGGAUUAGUCAGCCUUAAUGGGGCCUGUCUAACACACUGUCUAACACCGCACAGCACAGAACCAAGGCCAUUCAGGAACAAGGAGGCUCAGCUGCCUGUCUAUGAUGCAAUGUGUGUGUGUGUGUGUGUGUGUGUGCUGUCUUGAAGAUCUGUUUCUACUGCUCUCUUUGGGUGUUUUGUUUCCCACUGUCAAGCUAUGCUAAUAACAUGCUUGGAGCCUUUUUUUGAGCGGGAUAAAUAAGAUCAAACUAAGUUGUUUGUUUUAAAUUCCAUUAUAUAACGCUUCAAUUUAGUCCAUUUUUUAGGAUCACUACAAGGUAAUAAGAUUCUUAGUCAAGACACCAAGUUCAAGUUUACAAUGACAGAGCUAUGGAAGGAAAACUAUGUGAAAAGAGAAACAUGUUAGUGUCACGUUGGGAAAAACUGUACAGGGACAAAUGAGGUUAAAGAUGCAAUUACCCACUGAAUACUCCAGGAAUUCAAACAAUUGUAAAAAAAAAAAAAAAAGUGUUUUUCAGGCCUCCACUUAGUCUUAGCUGCCUAGCUGCUCCACCACCAAAGGAUUGUCUGUGGGAAUCCGUAAUGAUUAUUCAUGAUGAAAAUGAUAAAUGUCCCCAGUUAACAAACUGCAGAGCCAAUCAAAAAACACAGCAGGUUUUAAUAAUGAGAACCACCUGGGUAAGAUUAAGGCCUGGGUGUGAAAUAACAGGGCCAGAUUGAGCAGAAAAAUAGUAGACACAACAUUCCUUUCCCAACAAUGGUGAUCUUGCCAGAAAUCUGCAGACUGUGCAAGGAAUAGCUACCCUCUACUAUGUUUAUACUGUAGCUGCGGUACGUUAAUCACCACCCUCUAAGUAAUGCAUGUUUCAGCAAAGUGCUCAGAGAAAGGCAUUGUGGGAAGUCCUGGAAGAUCCUUAUGGAUAGGUAAGGAAGUAUAGACAAUGUAUAUUUGUACGCUCAGUCCCCGGAGGCUAUCUCAAGCGAACUUGGACAUUAUUUUGUGUCAAUUAAAGCAUGUUACACUGAAGAUUGACAGAAAGGGAACUGAUUUAAACAACCGACGGUGUAAUUGUUUUGGAGGGAACAAGUGAAUAGUAACAAGAGGGAAGGGAAGGGAAUAUCUUACCAAAUUUUUCAUGCAAGGUCCUUCAUUUGAGAGCUCACAGAGGUCAACAGUUUGUUCCCAUUGAACUGGAAUCUGAAGUUCAAGGAUGAACUCUUAAAUCAAACCUAUACAGGCUUUCAUUAGAGUCAAGAUGGCAGCCUGUACAGACUCCCUUGGUAAAAGUGCUGACAUUGACUCUGUCCGGUUUUCUUUCUCAGAACACAUGGAGCGGGUUCAUCCGGGCGAGCUUCAGACGAAGAACGGCGAGGCCGUCCCGCUGCGCUUCCUCUUCAACCUCAGCAGCAUACCAGAGGACGAGCUGCUCUCGUCGGCCGAGCUGCGUCUGUUCCGGCAGCAGAUCGACGAGGCCAUUUCGGGAAGCGGGGGGGACAAGGAGGGGCUCCACCGGAUAAACGUGUACGAGGUGCUGAAGCCCCCGCGGGCCGGGCAGCUAAUCACGCGGCUCUUGGACACGCGGCUGGUUCGCCAUAACGCCUCGCGCUGGGAGAGCUUCGACGUGAGCCCCGCCUUGCUGCGUUGGACACGGGAGCGCCUACCCAACCACGGGCUGGCUGUGGAGGUCCAGCACCUCAACCAGACACCGCGCCACCAGGGCCGCCACGUGCGCAUCAGCCGCUCACUGCACCAGGAGCCCGGAGAGGACUGGGAGCAGCUACGCCCCCUGUUGGUCACCUUCGGCCACGACGGCAAGGGCCACCCGUUGACACGCCGGGCCAAGCGCAGCCCAAAGCAGCGGGGGCGUAAGCGCAACCGCAACUGCCGCCGUCACGCGCUCUACGUGGACUUCAGUGAUGUAGGCUGGAAUGACUGGAUAGUGGCGCCCCCAGGGUACCAGGCAUACUACUGCCAUGGGGAGUGCCCCUUCCCCCUGGCAGACCACCUGAACUCUACCAACCACGCCAUCGUGCAGACGUUGGUGAACUCGGUGAACACCAACAUUCCCAAGGCCUGCUGCGUGCCCACGGAGCUCAGUGCCAUCUCCAUGCUCUACCUGGACGAACACGACAAGGUAGUCCUAAAAAACUACCAGGAAAUGGUAGUGGAAGGGUGCGGCUGCCGCUAACACUGACUAUGGGCAACUUAAGGCAGGCAGCACAGACGCUAAGAAAAGACCCCACUUUACUCCCAAAAAUCUUCACUUGGACCUUUAUUUAUAACUUUUAUGUUGCAAUGUAUGUUUGUCAAAUAUUUUGGUUUCCUUGACAAUAUGAUCA
Messenger RNA from Coregonus sp. 'balchen', 12393 nucleotides. The record is from the annotation of a GenBank genome assembly. NCBI's taxonomy places the organism in Eukaryota, Metazoa, Chordata, Actinopteri, Salmoniformes, Salmonidae.